This is a messenger RNA of Aspergillus costaricaensis CBS 115574, 787 nucleotides long. RefSeq lists its product as uncharacterized. NCBI's taxonomy places the organism in Eukaryota, Fungi, Ascomycota, Eurotiomycetes, Eurotiales, Aspergillaceae. The record is from RefSeq and is a predicted model, not a curated record. The transcript is spliced from 6 exons. The coding region runs from base 86 to 787 and encodes 233 amino acids.
CCGAGCCAACAGUCUUUCCCCUGGGGCACCUGGAUGGUUCGAUGGUAACAAUUGGCUGCUACCUAUACACAAAGUCCGUUGUCAUAUGGCACAGUGCACCCGUCCGUUUAGGGACAUGUACAACAUGGUCUUGAAGACGCCCUUGUUGUUAUCCUUUGUUGGGUCCGACAAUGUUAUUUCGGGGUUUGUUCCAAAGGGUGACAAGGAUAGCGAAAGGUGGCACCCGACUGUUCGCGACGGAUCAGCUCAAAGGGAUCACGGAAAGCACCGUGAAAGCGAGUUGUUUCUUGUCAGUCAGAGUCUCCGCCCGUCUUUCCGGAUCCGAGGGGCCAAACAUUCUCCCCUGGUCACACUCUUUCUCCAUCUUGAUGACAAUAAUCCACAUCCUCUGCAAUAUGCCUUACACUCGAGGGACUACUCUAUCCUGAAGCCGUGGAAUCUGCAAAAGACCCAGAUCGUGGCUGCGCCAUCCACCAGCCUUCUGAUCGCCAAUCCUCCCGCAGUCCCCAUUGUCUCUUCAGCUCGGAGCACACUAAACCCGGACUGGGAUGACGAUUCCCAGCAGAUUGCGUACGCCGUCUCUCUCCAUCCCUGUCUGCCUCAUGCAAACCCAGGUGGGUUCGAGUUGCAUUACCAUGCCGUAUCAGGUUAUGGUUCAGGUACACCCGCACUGGACCGUACUUUCCUCUAUCUACCUGCAAACGAUAACGCUCGUCGCCCAAUUAACAGCAGAAAUUGGGAGACCGGGCUACAGAGACUGUGUCGUGCCAUGUGUUCUAGCCCCUAA